AUGGGUUGUGAGAGUAAAUUAUGGUUGGUAUUUGUGUUGAUGAGUGGUGUAACAAUUGUUGUUGGGGAGCCCCAGGUGCCUUGUCUAUUCAUAUUUGGGGACUCUCUAAGUGACAGUGGAAACAACAACAAGUUAUCCACCGAUUGCAAAGCUAAUUACUUCCCUUAUGGCAUUGAUUUCCCUGAUGGCCCAACUGGAAGAUACACUAAUGGCCUCACUAUUGCUGACUUUAUCACACAACUAUUGGGAUUUGACCAUCUUAUCCCUCCCUAUGCUAAUUAUGGUGGUUACGAUAUCAAGGAGGGUGUCAAUUAUGCAUCCGGCUCUGCGGGAAUUCGCUAUGACACCGGAAAACAUUUGGGUGAUAAUGUGGAGUUGGAGAAGCAGCUACAAAAUCACAAGGUAAUAAUAUCAGAAAUCACUAAGCAAGUUGGAGGAAGAGUUGAGAAUGUGGAAGAAAGACUAAAAAAAUGCUUAUAUUAUGUGAACGUAGGAAGCAACGAUUUCAUAAACAAUUAUUUCCUGCCCCAACAUUACCGUUCUAGUGCAAAGUAUUCCCCUGAAGAAUUCGGUGCGGAACUUGUGAAACAAUAUUCACAGCAUUUAAAGGCAUUGCACCAACUUGGAGCAAGCAAGUUUGUUUUGGUUGGAUUGCACCUUCUAGGCUGCAUUCCACAUGAAAUUAUUACUCAUGGCAAAAACCACUCCCUAUGUGCCACUGAAGUGAAUAACGCAUCACGUAUGUUUAACAACAAGCUUGAAGCAUUGUCUCAGCAACUCAACAAACAAUUCUCUGAUUCCAAUUUCAUCUAUGUCAACACUCCUCUUAUGGCAUCUCAUAUCCCUCAAUUAAACCACCCCCGGGGUAUUUUUAGAUGCUGCGAGGUAGGAUCCAAUGGACAGUGUAAAGAGGAGCAUGAACCAUGUCGGGACAGGAGCCUUCAUGCAUUCUUUGAUGACUUUCAUCCAACUGAAAUUGUCAACCGUUUCUUUGCACGUUAUUCUUAUCACUCUCCUUCUAAAUCCUACACCCUCCCAAUGGAUAUUAGUCAACUUGUUCGAUUGUAA
Messenger RNA from Arachis stenosperma, 1068 nucleotides. RefSeq names its product GDSL esterase/lipase At1g29660-like. The transcript is spliced from 4 exons. Gene Ontology annotation, molecular function: hydrolase activity, acting on ester bonds. The coding region runs from base 1 to 1068 and encodes 355 amino acids. Lineage: Eukaryota; Viridiplantae; Streptophyta; Magnoliopsida; Fabales; Fabaceae. The record is from RefSeq and is a predicted model, not a curated record.